Messenger RNA from Drosophila willistoni, 1911 nucleotides. RefSeq lists its product as uncharacterized. Gene Ontology annotation, molecular function: serine-type endopeptidase activity. The record is from RefSeq and is a predicted model, not a curated record. Bases 1 to 1911 code for a protein of 636 amino acids. The transcript has a single exon. Lineage: Eukaryota; Metazoa; Arthropoda; Insecta; Diptera; Drosophilidae.
AUGGAGUUUGCCAUCUUUAUAGUUGUGCUAAGUUUAAGCAUUUGUUCCUGCUCUUUGGCAGCGGUGCACGAUGAGUUGCCCCAAUGCGGUCUGCAUGGGGUCUACAGACAGCGACAGAGUGUGAUCGAAUCGCCCAAUUACCCGGACAAUUAUCCCAUCAACACCUGUUGGGAUUAUGUGAUACGAUCCCCGUAUCAUUGUCCCACCAAGUUUCAUAUACAAUUCCUGGACUUUCAAUUGGAACUGUCAGAGAAUUGUAGUCGCGAUUAUUUGGCCAUUGGCUUGCAAAACGAUGGCGAUGACAUGGAUGUGCUUUGUGGCCAAGUAUUGGGCAUCAAGAAAUAUCAUACACCGGAUGGCAUUUUGCGUUUACGUUUCCUAAGCGAUGAUUCGCCAUGGACCACAAAUGGAGGAUUCAAAUUGCUAAUAACAAGAUUGGCCUGUGAGCGAGAUGAUUUGUCCGCAAGAGGAUUAGAAAUCGGUGAUGAUGUGGAGGAAGGGGAUGAAGAUACUGUGAUAGUGAAUUCAAAAGUUCCACCCAAAAAACUAUUGAAACCGCUUAAUCACCAUCAUCAUCAUCAGGAGCAGCAACAGCAACACAAUCCAUUGGAGCAGCAUUACCCGUGGAAUAUUACACAACAAGGAGUCUUUCCAGGCUUACCAUUUUAUCACCCACCAGGCAUUAGUCCUGCCGUGCCUAGUUAUCCCAGUUAUCCCAAUUUGCCGUUUCCUUCAAAUGGAUUUUUCUAUCCACCUUCUCCUCCAUCUGUACCUCCACUUCCUCAAACGCCGCCAUGCUCCAAUCCUUCCUCACCUGCAGUUCCACUUCCGGUUCAGCAGCAGCAGCAACAGCAACAGUUGCCUCUGAUUUCCGAUCAGUAUCAGACAACUGCCUUCCAUCCACAGCCUGUAACUCUUAGGGAUUACGAUCCUCAGAGUCUUCAACAAUUUGGCGGUCAAGUAGAUCUUUGCUGUUCCAGCAGCUUUAAUCAAAAUCAUUUUUAUUUAUCUAGUCCUGGCUUCCCGAGAACCAUACUGAAUGCCUUGGUGCAGGGACAACAAAGGGAUUGUGUCUUUUAUCUGGAGAAAAGUACGUCCAGUGUGUGUGGCCUAAGGAUACAGUUCAAGUUCUUUGACUUUGGCCAAGGAGAUGGAAAUGCAUUGGGUGGACUUGGUGGCGGUGGUUUCAAUCAACGUUGCACCGGCGACUUCCUUGAGAUAGAUGGACAACGUUAUUGCGGCUGUCGGUCGGGCCAUGUACAUAAAUCACAUUGGGCUCAAGGACGCAAGGCGAUUCGUAUGCGUCAAUCCGGAGUAUCCAAUGGUUUUCUCUUGGAGAUCUUUCAAGAUCAGGAUCAAGAUGGCUGCCGUCAAGCAGCACUAGGCUCAACAGGAUUUGGACAGCAACAGCAACUUUUGCCUUCUGGUGGCGUCGGUGUACCUCCGCUUCCUCCGUGGUAUCAAUCCCAACUCGGCAUUGGUUUACCCUCGCCCACCAUAUGGCCUUCAGCUGCACCUCAACUCCAGCCAGGUUAUCCAAAUACUGGCUACUAUCCCUUAAUAUCGCCAUAUCGUCAGGCCAGGGAUUCUUCUACCAGUUGGGCCAGGGGCUUUGAAGCCCAGCAGCCUUCCCGUGUCAUCGAAACCAAUUCCACUCGAAAGGAGUUCUAUUAUUUCGAUGGCGACGAGGCAUUUGCUCGCUCGGGUCUGGCCGAUGACGAAGAGAUCGAGAAUGAGAAUGGUGUUAGGAAAAAUCCACCCAUCCAGCCAGUGACAACGAAAGCCUUCGAGCAGAGCAGAUGUACAUUUGACUAUAUGGAAGUUCUCAAGCUAUCCGUCGAUACCCUCUGGUUGACCAAACCCCUGUGCUUCUCUCCCCUGCGCAGUUGGUUUGGCAACGUUUUCGGUUGA